This is a messenger RNA of Ilyonectria robusta, 603 nucleotides long. RefSeq lists its product as uncharacterized. The transcript has a single exon. Bases 115 to 441 code for a protein of 108 amino acids. NCBI's taxonomy places the organism in Eukaryota, Fungi, Ascomycota, Sordariomycetes, Hypocreales, Nectriaceae. The record is from RefSeq and is a predicted model, not a curated record.
GAAAAUGUCAGCCGACGUCCGGACGCCCAGACUCUCCAGCACCGACGCAUCGACCGUGCCUCUCUGCGACCUGUUUCUCUCCACCCGGCCCAGGAGCUCCUCUCGCGUCCUCUAAUGUUUCUGCUAAUUGGCGGAUCCCUACGGAUGCUAGCGCCGAAGCGUCCGACGUCCCUCGUCGCGCUGUGCUUCCCUCUGCCCUGGCCACCGUGCGGCCUCGCCGUGCAGACUCCACCAUUUCCGCCGACGUCCGGAUUCCCAGACCUGCUAGCGCCGAAGCCCUCGGCUUCCGGCUCCGUUUCCGGCGAGAAGUCCCGUCACGCCUCUCCUGUUCGUACUCCCUCUGCGACGCCUCAAAUAUGUCAGCCGACGUCCGGAUGCCCAGACCUGCUAGCGCCGAAGCGUCAGCCGUUCCCCUGCGCGUUGGGUUCCUCUCUUCCCUAGCCUCCUCGUAUUGUCUCUGUGCAGCCUCGAAGAUGUCUGCUGAUGUGCGGAUUCCCAAACCGGCAAGCGCCACGUUCUCGCGAUUGCGCGCGUCCAGGCGACGGAACAAGUCGGCUAGACUCUCCCUCUCCAUAACGACUCGCUUUUACUAGCCCUCCUAUC